Aspergillus calidoustus is the source of this 417-nucleotide messenger RNA. NCBI's taxonomy places the organism in Eukaryota, Fungi, Ascomycota, Eurotiomycetes, Eurotiales, Aspergillaceae. The record is from the annotation of a GenBank genome assembly.
AUGGACCCCUCCAGUAUUCCCAAGCAAUACGGCGGCGAACUCGACUGGCAAUGGGGCGACAUGCCCAACCUCGAUGAACCCGCCCGGGAAAUCGUCGGCGCCCUUGAAACCGCACCGACCGAGGGCCAGACCAAGCCUAGCUUCAUCAAAGGACCCGUCCUUUUCAAGGGCGAUCACGUUGAGAUCAUCGGCAAGGAAAACGGAAAGAGCAGACAGACCAACGUCCCUGUACCAAAGUCCAAGAUUGCACAGCCCGCCUCUCAGCCAUCAGAAGCGGAGAAGACCGAAGGCACGAAAACCCCGGCCGCUGAGUCUACCACCACUGCAACCGAAGAGGUGCCCGCCCCAAUCAUCGAAGAGAAGACAAUUGAAAACGGCACGACGACAUCACCACCUGCCCAGACGGUGUCCGCUUGA